AUGAGUAACGGCAGACAUUUAAAAAAAGGCUCGCCAACACCUGAUGUGCCCGAAGAUGGCAUUUUGCGUCUGUACUCGAUGCGCUUUUGUCCUUUCGCGCAACGCGUUCAUCUUGUACUGGACGCGAAACAGAUUCCGUAUCAUACAAUUUACAUAAAUCUCACAGAGAAGCCGGAUUGGCUGUAUGACAUCAAUCCGCAGGGGAAAGUACCGGCUCUGGAGCUAGUCAGGGAGACGGGCCCUCCUGUUUUGACUGAAUCGCUAUUGAUAUGCGAAUAUUUGGACGAGCAAUAUCCUCUGCGCCCUCUUUAUCCACGUGAUCCGCUCAAGAAAGUGCAAGAGAAGCUGCUCAUCGAAAGAUUUGGUGCUGUCUUGGGUGCCUUCUUCAGGGCGUCCGAUGGUGGAGACAUUGAGCCCUUUUGGUGUGGUCUGGAUAUCUAUGAGCAAGAAUUGAGCUUGCGCGGGACCGACUUUUUUGGCGGCGAACAGACUGGCAUACUGGACUAUAUGAUUUGGCCAUGGUGUGAACGGCUGGAACUCCUCAAGUUGCAAAGGGGCGAUGACUACAACUAUGAUGAGCUACGUUUCACACAUUUGACAAAAUGGUUGGAGCGUAUGAAGCGAGAUGUGGCUGUACAGGCCUUCUAUAUGGAAGCAGAAGUUCAGGCAGAGUUCUUGCGCACGCGCAGCGAAGGGAACCCCAAUUAUGAUUUGCUGGUUAAAGCCGAUGUCUAG
Messenger RNA from Scaptodrosophila lebanonensis, 735 nucleotides. RefSeq names its product pyrimidodiazepine synthase. Lineage: Eukaryota; Metazoa; Arthropoda; Insecta; Diptera; Drosophilidae. Bases 1 to 735 code for a protein of 244 amino acids. Gene Ontology annotation, molecular function: glutathione transferase activity; glutathione dehydrogenase (ascorbate) activity. The transcript is spliced from 3 exons. Gene Ontology annotation, cellular component: cytoplasm. Gene Ontology annotation, biological process: glutathione metabolic process. The record is from RefSeq and is a predicted model, not a curated record.